This is a messenger RNA of Procambarus clarkii (red swamp crayfish), 5588 nucleotides long. RefSeq lists its product as uncharacterized. Lineage: Eukaryota; Metazoa; Arthropoda; Malacostraca; Decapoda; Cambaridae. Gene Ontology annotation, molecular function: protein binding. The record is from RefSeq and is a predicted model, not a curated record.
AGGUAUGUUAGUGAGGAAGGAGGAGGGGCUGUCCGCGCCUCGCCACUGGCCUUAAAGCGCAAGUAUUUGCACCACGUUUCACGUGCAAACGUAUCCAUCAUGAUGCAAGUAUACUUUCUGGAACUGAAAAAAGAUUGGACAUUCGUUAGUAGAUAAACACUCUCAGAAUGUUUAGCCGUGGCUAUGUCAAUGAUAGUGUACGCCUGAAGACUCCAGGUAUUGAGGUCAGACAUCUACGAUCUUUGACAAAGGAGGCGGAUAAUAAUAAGUGUCAGCCGCUUGUCACGUGUAAACCAAAAGGAAGAGAGCACUAGGGACGAGCACGGAGGUCAUCGUCAACACAACUAUCGGGAAGAUAGUUAUGAUACGUACACACAGAAAUCACAAUAGCGUGAUAUAUUUGUUCAUUAGUUAUGAUACGUCAUUGGCCAAAAAAACCGGACUCCCCUAGCCAGACAUGGGGUGGCGGCCGUAGUGUUGGCACACCCAUACAUCUCAGUGCUACACGGGACAGCCUCACUACCACCGGUGUCGCCACCUCCACUGUAGAACACUGUAGUGAUCGACAACACACUCUACUACCCCAUUCAGAACCUGGUAGUAUGAAUCCACUGACAUCGGUGCCAGCAAUGGCCAGGGACCCACUCUCCCUGCACCAGCCCACGUCCCUGCGGCUUCCCUCCCCUUAUGAGGUGACGCAUGGCACUAACACUCCCGCUAGCGGCUCAUCCUCUCCUGACGUAUUUUUCGAUGCGGCCGACAACCCUCCACCACUCGUUCUCACGCCAUCCUCAGACGCGCUCGAGGACCUCGACGAGUAUCACGAGACCUUCCAAGAAGCUCAAGAGGAUGCAAGAUUGGAGAGAGAAAGCAAUAUCUAUAUUGAUCAGGCACGUAAUAAAAAUAUUACAGCUGUCAUGAAGGGUGAAACGAGUGACUCCACCAAUGGCUCAAGGAAGGAGAGUACACAUGGAGACACACGCACACGAGCGGAGAAUGAUCCUGGCGGUGACAUCUCGGGAAAUAUAUUAUGUGACUCUUUGCAUAAAUGUGGAUUUCUAUUUCAGUAUGAAAAUGGUCAUAGUAGUUUAUCAAAAGUUAACGUUAGUGCGAAUUACACGCUAGAUGAAAACAGUGCUGCAUGUGGCGGGAGCUCGGGGAAUCAGGGUAACAAUGUGGACUCGGAACAGGUGGAUUCUUCACAUAUGAUAAGAACUUAUGGGUAUUGUUGGGAGGACAGCAAAUCUUCAUGUAUAAGAGGGUACGAUGAUAUAGGCUGUGGAGAAGGUGACAUGAAUAAUCUUGCGGGCUGGAGCCACGAGAAUUCUUCCUCUGUGAUUGCUGGCACCUGCGGCACCACUAAUGACAUCCACUUGAGUAGUGAACCCGCCUUAAGUGUCAUUCCUGUAUCGCUACCACACUUGUCCACCGCAGACGGCGCAGGUCACAGCUCCCCCGCCUUGGGGAAAACACUGGUGGAACACGAUGCGUUUCAUGAUUCAACUUCGGGUCUUGAUUGGACACCGACAAAUGAAAGUUCACAUAAUUUCUAUUCAGACGACUUCCCAGGUGUGUGUCACCGUGAAACCAAUACGGCUGACGAGGCAAAACCUACUCGCCACCGACUCUUGAGAGAGUUUGUGUCUGUGCAAAAAAUUCCAGGAAAUAACUUGCGAGAGGAAACUAGGAGGAUAGUAAUGAUGUUAGGCAACGAUAAGUCAUGCAGAGUUCCCAGACCAAGUUUGGGCCUGCAGGACCGAGUAAAAAGUCUGGUGCAGCAUUGUGCUGGAAAACGCACAGCCUACGUUAAAGGACCCAGGUUCUGCAGCACUGUCGUUAAGAACAUCGUCAGGCAGUCUCACGACAGACUUCACAGUUGUAGGGAUUCGUUUCAGGAAUUUAUUCAGACUCGCAAAGAUCAAUGUACACAGAAAGUGUUUACGAAUCCAAUGCCUUGUUAUGGUAUGAGAAGGACGAGCUCCGGCGACGAUGUAGGGCCGGGGUCGAGUGAGAGGAGUCAUACCAGCGGCAAUAUGGAUACAGUCGCCUCCAUGGCGCCCUCGCUUAACACAGUGAGACCAGCGGCUGUGUCCUCCAUCACUGACAACCCCAAGUCCAGCGUUCAAGACUAUAUGCAUAAUUAUUACCGAAAUAGAGAAGAAGCUAGUACCCUGUUACCAGUUGGAGGAUACAACGAAAUGACAGUUUAUUAUAAAUUAAAAAUAAAUCCAAGUAACCACAUAGUAAAAGGUAGUGGACAUGUUGAGAGUGAAACACUAGUCACAAAGGAAAUGCUUACACAUUGUCCUGACCAAGAUAUUCAAAGCCUCAGUAAAGCUGUGCAACCACAAAGUUUAGUCUUAGAUACAAGAACCAACGACCAAGAUUUCAUGCCCUCCUGCACAUCCAUGUCGAAAAGUACAUCUGCAGACAAAAAAAUCGAUUCUGAAUAUAAUUUUAACAUUGUUUAUCCAACGACGUCCUUAGACGAAAAUUGUGUACCAUCAGAAAAAAUGUAUGAAUUUGACUCCAAAGACGAGAAAGACUGCAUAAAGAAUGAAGAAAUUGGUAUAGACGUGAAGCGAGCGAGUAAAGCGUUGGAAGAGUUAGACAACUCUAUGGAAACAGACAUCAAGGUUGAUUACCGUUACCGGGAAGGACCUCGUCUUCCGACGAGUUCCUUCCCGACGGACCACUGCCCCAUGAGUGAUGCUCCAGAUAUGAUCGUAUCAAGUACAUUAAUACCUAAUCAAAGUAAAAUACUAAAGAACACGCCCCACAAAAUCAAUUCGCCAGAUUUUGCUAGUAAAUGUCAAGGGAGCAAUGUUGAUCUCCAGGCACCCAUUGACUCGCUAAAUAAAGUCUCGCUGACGGCAAUAAGUAAAGUCAGUGAAGUCAGUGAGGAUGGGCGUGGGUGGGGAAACCACGAGGAGGUUGGGGGUGCUAGUGGAGGUGACCCCUCUGGUCUUACACCCCCACACCCAGCCUCCAUGCAAGGCUCGCCUCUCUUCCUCCCACUCACAGACCAGAGUUCCUUGAAACCAAUACAAACCCUACCAGAGAAGUCAUUAGAAAAACAUAAACAAUAUAUAGAGCCUGCUAAGAUACCUUUGGAAUCCACUAAUAAAACCGUUGAAACCAAAAGUACAAAAAAUUCAGACAUUACAACGAAAAGUAUGUUUACGAUGGAUUCGAGUUCGGAGAGCUAUUCCAAAACUCGUGUUGCACAUUGGUCAACAAAUCCUGAUAAAGACUCAUACUUCAAAAAUGAUGUAUCUGGCAACAGUUUUUAUGGGACGUCAUCACGUGAAAGUACGGGACAGCAUUUAGCCCAAACUACUCACUUGACGAAACCUCAUAACGAACGAAAGGAGCCUCCAUCCGCCUCGCUGUUAUGCACCUUCCUAGAGGACAUCACCAAGCUCAAAACUGAUAAUCUGGUGGCUCGAUAUGGAGGUAUCAGGUCCCAGCUGUAUCCCAUCUCUGUUCCCCUACACCAAGCCAAGCCGACGCCGUCACCAAGUCUUGAACAACCCAACAAGCCUCUACCAUCCACAGCCAUCGUAGAACAUGGAACUGUGGCCACCAUAAACAGGAACGAAGAACCGUUUCCUGGUGAAAAGGGUGGCGUUACUAUUGACGGUCGUCCUCCACACAUUAAACAAGGCAGCAUUAAUGAGAAACGUCAUGUAACUGUUAACAAUCGACAAGGCAGUGUCGAUGAACGCCUUCCUCCAAACAUUCGACAAGGCAGUAUUGAUGGACAACCUCCUCUUCCUCAAAAAAGUAAACAAAGAACAACUGAAGAUCUGCAAAAUCUUUCUUUACACAAUCGAACGAACAGUGUUGAUAAAUGUUCUGGUCAAAGAACUCAUAUAAAUAUUCAACAAAAUAAUACAAAUAAUCACAUACCAUCCCAACCAGAUGGAUGCCGUAGCAGAACAAACAGCAGUCAAAGAGGCAGUAUUAAGUAUGGAUCUGUAGACAACAGAAAUGGAAGCAUGAACACCACUUACUUGGGCGGAAGACGUGAUAGUAAGAGCGUUCGUAAUCGCUGCAGUUCUAGACGUGGCAGUAGAGCCAGCUUUGGGCAGGACCUGCUGAGAAAAUGUCUGGAGGUUGCUGUAGAGAUGCAUGGCACCACGGAACGUAUAGAGAUCCAGAGAGAGAGAGAUACUGUAAAAAAUAGUUUGUCGAGUGAAGAACUAAACAAGUCACUAGGCAAGGCCGUGUGCUCCCAUGACGCCGACAAGGCAAGAUCAUUGCUGAAACUUGGUGCUGACCCAAACGUGAGCUGCGGUCAUUCACCAGCACUGCUACGGGCAGCCAAGGACGGAGCACUGUACGUUCUGCAGGCGUUGCUGGCUGCAGGAGCAGACGUGGAUGUCCGCUCCGAGCUGGGUAAUAGUCCGCUGCAUGUAGCUGCUCGCGCCGGCUACAGCGAGGUGGCCGUACAACUGGUGCAGAGUGGGGCUUUUGUGGACGCCAUUAAUCGUUCUGGUGUGACACCCUUACAGAUGGCACUUGCGCAUGGGCACCUGGAAGUGGCCCAGACUCUUCUCCGUUUCAACGCCGAUAUAUUUCUUCCUAACAAAAUUGGUGAAACUGCUUAUGAACUAAUGAACCAACUUGGCUACGUAGGAUUGUCUGCGUCACCUAGAGAGUUGCGCAGAGAUUCUGCGCCUGGGACACGGGUGGAGCCUUCCUCGACAGAGACUCCUGUGGCAGUGAAGAUGAUACUAGGCAUCGAAGAAGGGUGUCCAGUGACGGUAGAGACGUGCCUGGCUGAGGGUGCACCGCCAAACACGGUGGUGCCCUUGGCACUCCAUUGGCCAGCUCACGCCACCGUUUUGCACCGUGCAUCCCAUCACGGACACGAUCUCAUUGUGCGGCUGCUGCUGGCCGCUGGCGCAGAAGUAAACAGACAAGACGUGGUAGGCAACACGCCUCUUCAUGCCGCUGCGCAGGCCGGCCACAAUAGAGUAGUGAAGAUAUUGCUGGGACACGGAGCACGUCUGGAAGCAACCUCCAAGUCGGGCAUGACGCCUCUGCACAGAGCCGCUUCCAAGGGUAAAGAGCUCACCUGCAACUUGUUACUAAGACGCGGCAGCAAUCCUCAGGCCGAGGAUACUGUAGGGCGCACUCCAGCAGACUGGGCCAGAAAAAGAGGUUUUAAAUCUCUAGCCAAGAAACUGGUGUACCGCCGUAAGAGUAGUGAAACUCUGUUAGCCGAGUGUGAUCAUCAUCACUAUAUAAACCGUUUGAACCAGUUGCACGAAGCAGCGCUGAAAGGGUCGGGGCAGGACACGAGCACCAUGAGCUGCGAAGAAUAAUGGGCAGUAUGUUGUUGUUUACUCUGCUACUCGGAACAAAAAAUCCCAAGUAGCACAGGCUAUGGUGAGCCUGCAGCCCGUCCUCGCAUACAAAGAUCCAAGCUCGUUUAUCAAGCAUCCCGUCCUCAAAACAAGCCUACAGGUGUUUAUGAAUAAAAACGGUUUACACACGACUCGCAACUGAUUUCGUUUGAACACUUCCGGAACAAGUGCUGCACUGACGAAUUUUGUUCGAACCACAACGCUGUAAAUGCU